Rotaria socialis is the source of this 2094-nucleotide messenger RNA. The record is from the annotation of a GenBank genome assembly. NCBI's taxonomy places the organism in Eukaryota, Metazoa, Rotifera, Eurotatoria, Philodinida, Philodinidae.
AUGAAGCUUUUCACAUGUUGUAUUUUCUUAUUGGUAAAUAUUAUUUCGGCGAGAGAUUGGCUUGUUGACAAAAUAACCGAUCAGACAACAAUAGGAAAGACUUCAUUAGGCACAUUAUUACUUUCGAAUACUUUGAUUAGUCGAGAAUUUUUACUGGAUCCAGAUUUUGCUACAAUUGAUUUUCGGGAUUUACACGAGACAAAUUCAAGUAUAUUAAGAUGUGUAAAACCUGAAGCUGCUAUUACACUUGAUGGUAUCGAAUAUAAUAUCGGUGGAGUUUUACCGAAUACGCAAUGUGCUUAUUUUAAUCGUACGGAUUUUUGGAAAACAAAAUCUUUAGAUACAAAAGCUUUUCAUUUUUCAACAUAUGAAGUUGGAGUACCUAAAGCUCCAUUUGCAUAUACACCGAAACGAUUUGCUCCAGCUGAUAUAGAAUGGCCACCCAAAGGUAUUCAUUUAAGUGUUUACUUCAAAGCACCCUACUUUGCUCCACUAUCACAUAAAUAUGUCACUGUUGUUGUUAACUAUGAAAUGUAUGAUGGUAUACCGUUGCUUGUAAAAUGGCUUGAUGUUAUCGAUACGAGUGGUCGAGGUGAUAUCGAUCUGUCGUUUGAUUCAAUUGAAAUUCUUGCUGUUAAUCAACCAUGGUCACCAUUUGGUCAUUCAUGGUUAUAUGUUGAAACUAAUCAACCUCCUGGUCACGGUACUAAUGUCAUAUGGGCAUAUGAUGCUGAAGUCAAUACAAUUCCAGGCUCAUUUCCACCAUCAGUUAAUUGUACAUAUCAAACUGAUCAUCGCAUCAUUGUUCCGCUUGUCACAGAACUAUCGUCAUUUCAUGUCCAUGAACUUGUUAUUGGUUCAUCCGAUGAAGAACGUAGUGCGUUAGCGAAACAUCGCCUGAUGCGUUUAUUAGCACCGCAUACACAAGAAAACCCAAUAUUCUUUCAUAUGAUCAAUGGAAGUUCGCCAGCCUUUCGUUCAGCGAUUGAUCAAAUGGCUGAAGUUGGUUUCGAAAUGCUUAUUUAUUCGUUUGGCUCUGGUUUCAACAUGGAAUCUAAUGAUGAAAAAUAUAUUGAACAAAUAUCUAGUGACAUAGCUUAUGCAAAAAGUAAAGGUAUCGAAGUUGGCGGCUAUGAUUUAAUUGCACUAACACGUCAAGUGCAAGUAGAUUGGAUGGCAAUCGAUCCAACUACUGGUAAACCACGUGAUAGUGCAUGUUUUGCAUCCGGUUGGUAUGAUUAUUUAUUAAAUCGUACAUUAGCAUUUAUGGAUCGUACGGGUUUAAUUAUGGUUGAAACUGAUGGUCCCUAUGGUGGCUAUUCAUGUGCAUCAACUGAUCAUGUUCAUCAUCGUAAUAAUGACGAUAGCAUAUAUCAACAAAAUAUUCUUCAAGGAAAAUAUUAUCAAAUACUUCGUGAACGUUCUGUUUAUAUAAAUCAACCAGAUUAUUAUUUUUAUCAAGGUGGCUCAAAAACAGGUAUGGGCUAUAAUGAAGAACAAUAUUCAUUACCACGUUGGAUGGAUAUUAGUGUUUCGAGACAAGGAAUGUUUGAUGAUACAUAUCAACGAAUUCCGACAAUGGGCUGGAUGUUCGUACCAUUAACUGUUUAUCAUGGUGGUGGUGAUGCAGCACAGUUUGAGCCAUUGGUUCAACAUCAAAUUGAAUAUGAAUGGGCUCUAGCUCAAUAUUUAGGUGCGGGCGUUGCUGCUUGCUAUCGAGGCUUUCGUCUCUAUGAUACCAAUGAAACAAAAGCAUUAGUUACAAAAUGGGUUAAUUUUUAUAAAAAAUAUCGUUCGAUAUUAAUUCGUGAUAUUAUUCAUGUUCGUCGAGCUGAUAUGCAAUCCAUUGAUAGUUACAUGCAUAUUGAUCCAUAUUCAAAUGAUAUUAAAGGUCUUGCUAUGGUAUUUAAUCCAACGUCAGAUCCAGUCGAGACAACGUUACCUGUUCCUCUGUAUUAUACCGGUUUAACCGAUACAGCACAAGUAUCCGAACAAGAAAAUACCUGGCAAAGUUAUACAUUAGCUCGAGAUUAUCAUAUUGAUUUACCUAUUAGACUUCCAGCAUUAGGAAUCACAUGGUUUCUUAUUAAGUAA